This is a messenger RNA of Aegilops tauschii subsp. strangulata, 1958 nucleotides long. RefSeq lists its product as uncharacterized. Gene Ontology annotation, cellular component: recycling endosome; trans-Golgi network; early endosome. Gene Ontology annotation, biological process: retrograde transport, endosome to Golgi; endosome organization; receptor recycling. Lineage: Eukaryota; Viridiplantae; Streptophyta; Magnoliopsida; Poales; Poaceae. The record is from RefSeq and is a predicted model, not a curated record.
UUCCAUCGAUCUGAACGCCCCCACCGGCCGGUCGACCCUCCACCACCUACCCGUCGCCGUCGUCCUCGCCCUCGCCCUCGCCUCCAGCCUCCCCUCCGCCCCCAAAACCCUAGCCCCGGCCCCGGCCCCGCCGCCCCAGAGCCCCCGCCAUGUCCACCAACGGCAGCUCCCCGAGGGUCAGGGACACGGAGAGCAGCCUGGAGAAGGUGAAGCGGCAGCUGUCGACGGGAUCCGGGAGGUACCUGCUGCAGGGCCCCCUGCUGAAGCGAUCUGAGACGCUACGGAAAUGGAACGAACGAUGGAUAAUAUUGGACCCAACAUCUGGCAAGAUGGAAUACAAACUUCGGAGGAAUGAAACUGCCGUUAAGGGAACCAUUAUCUUUGAUGCUUCAAGCACCAUUACUUUGUCUCCUGUAAACUUUCAAGGCAUGCCAAAGUAUGACGGAUGCUGUUUCUACAUUGGAACUCCUCAGAAAAAAGAUUACUUUCUUUGCGCUGAAACUCCUGGUGCUGCCAAAGCUUGGGUAUCUACAUUGCAUGCAACUCAAUUAGUACUACAAGCGCAUAAAGAGGCAGUAAAUUCUUUAGCUGGGAAUGGCUCUCCUUCUACAUUAGGCACGGUUGCUACUGCAGUUGCUAAUGCUAAUGCAACUGCUUUGGAGGCAAUGAAGGAGAUAGAUGCAGCACUGAAGGUUUCAAUGAGGGCAGCUCUUGGGUUGGGUACAAAUAAUUCGAAUGUGGGUCAACUUGAUGAUUUAACUAUCAUGAAGGAGACUCUCCGAGUGAAAGAUGAGGAGUUGCAGCAUUUGGCUAAGGACAUUCGUGCUCGUGACGCCACAAUUCAGGAAAUUGCAGAGAAGUUAACAGAGACCGCAGAGGCUGCAGAAGCAGCAGCUUCUGCAGCCCAUACAAUCGAUGAACAGAGACGACUUCUAUGUUCAGAGAUUGAGCGUCUGAAAAAAGCAAUGGAAACACAAAUGGAACAAUCCAUGCUUAAGCUACGGCAAUCUGAAGAGAAGGUAAUUAGCCUGAGCAAAGAGAACGACCAGUUGCUGAAGGAAAGAGACGCCGCAUUUCAGGAAGCAUAUAUGUGGCGCACUGAACUAGGAAAAGCUAGAGAACAAGCGGUGAUACAGGAAGCAGCAAUUGCCCGAGCAGAGGAGAAGGUAAGGGUGUCUGAAGCGGAUGCCGCGGUUCGGAUAAAGGAAGCCGCUGAAAAGUUGCAUGCUGCCGAGAAAGAAAAAGAAGAACUUCUAGCCCUUAUUGGUGUUCUCCAAUCACAAGUGCAGAGAGAACAAAGCAGCACGAAGCAGGUAUGCGAAGAGAGAUCCGAAUCAUGCUCUGGCGCCGACAACUCCCCUCCGCUGACAAAGCAUGUCGACGCAUCAGACGACGACGUGGACAAGGCGUGCGUGAGCGAUUCGAGAUCGGUCCUGGUCUCGAGCGAGAGCACGGAGGUCCAGCUGGCCGUGGACGGGGUGGACAUCCGCCCCAUCGGCGACCCGGAGUGGGGCGGCUUCCAGCAGCCGGAAGCGCUGAUCGCCGACGUGCGGGAGGUCUCCCCGGAGGCGGAAGGCAGCAGCCUGGAUAUCCCGGUGGUCAACCCGGCACCGGCCAAUGAUCAUAUGCAGGGAGGGGCAACACAUCCCUGAAGGCCUGGAGGUCCUGGAGCUGUCCAUUGCUUUCUUGGGUGGUUUGUGAUUAUUGAGGAGACCGGCAGGGAUUUGAAUCCUCUCGAGAAUUACUGUCGCUUUUUUUUUUGCUGCUUCCAGGUUGUGUGUCCUUUGUAUUUAAGUAUGCAGCUCAAUAAAAGAUGAGAGCAGUUUGUCGUGUGAUUGUAAAUUAUUAUUCACGUCAUCUCCUUUUGCCAUUGAUUUGAAUUAUGAAUUGUCCAUGAUUGAAACAAAUGUGAUGAGAAAAGGACACAUGAAUUGAAAGUUGAUGCUGUGGAACUAAAA